Messenger RNA from Oncorhynchus tshawytscha (Chinook salmon), 563 nucleotides. Its product is annotated as C->U-editing enzyme APOBEC-2-like. Gene Ontology annotation, molecular function: RNA binding; cytidine deaminase activity. The record is from RefSeq and is a predicted model, not a curated record. Bases 1 to 543 code for a protein of 180 amino acids. Gene Ontology annotation, cellular component: cytoplasm; nucleus. Gene Ontology annotation, biological process: cytidine to uridine editing. Lineage: Eukaryota; Metazoa; Chordata; Actinopteri; Salmoniformes; Salmonidae. The transcript has 3 exons.
AUGCCCCCAGGAGUGGACCGUAUCGACCCGUUCCAAUUCAAGUUCCAGUUCAAGAAUGUGGAGUACUCGUCAGGUCGGAACAAGACGUUCCUGUGUUACCUGGUGGACAAGGGGAGAGCUGAUGAUGGUCUGAUGAGAGGUUACCUGGAGGAUGAACACUCAGGAGCCCACGCUGAGCAGGCCUUCUUCCUCCAGACUCUCCCAGACUACGACCCUGCUGUCAAAUACACUGUCACCUGGUACAUGUCAUCCAGCCCCUGUGCAGCCUGCGCGGCUAAGAUCGCAGAGGCCCUCCGGGCAAGGAAGACCGUCAAGAUGACCCUAUUUUCAGCCCGGCUGUUUGAGUGGGAGGAGCAAGAGAUCCAAGCGGGGCUAAAUGCUCUGUCUCAAGCGGGCUGCAAGCUGAGGAUGAUGAAGCCCAUGGACUUCACCUAUGUCUGGGACACUUUUGUAGAGAACAACGACCUAACGUUCACCCUCUGGGAGGACUGCCAGGACAACUAUGAGUACUACCACGAGAAACUGGCCGAAACCAUGCAGUGAUCACAGUGGGUGUAAGGGAG